AUGGCGUUCGUUGGGACACAAGAUCGCGUUGGUACGUGCCAAAACAUCCCUCGCGACCCCACACCGCAGACAGCGGCGGACAAAAGACUUCGCCCACCGCGCGAAGGGUAUGGCGUUUCCUCUCUUUCGUGUGUUGCUGUUCACCACCUCCACAGCAGCAAUUAAUGUCAGCGCUGUAAUAUGUCGGUUUACGAGAGAACACACUGCUGUUGGGGUUAUUAUCUCAACAAACGUUUCGUUUAGUCGUUGCGUGUGAGAUGAUGCCUUAACUGCCGUCGUUCCACUGCAAACUCCCCGUGUGUCGAUGGAAGCACGACGAGAUGCACACGCGGAAGAUGCGGGAUACGGCGCUGCUUCCCUUUUUUUUUUUUUGUCCGCGUUUUUGGCGCCGCUUGUUGUCCCUACACAUGGCAGGCGGAGAGCAGCGGUCCAUUCCAUGCUACGAGAGUGUCGUGUGCCCAAACACUCCGAGUCUCUUGCACCCACCGUAAGACGUUGUAUGGGUACCUUGGCAGCAUGAAGAAGCUUUCUUUUACCGCCACGAUAAGAGUGAGACGGCCCUGGUUUGUGUGUUUUCUUGCCCGAUAUGCGGGGAGCCUACGGUCUGAUCGGACCUCUAGGAGCAGCCCGUUUGGCAUCGGUGCAUCGCGAGUUGUGUCUUGUUCGCGUUAAGUUUUUCAAAGGGUCAGGACAGGCAACAGUCGAACCAUUGGACAGGCACUGCUGCUAUUAGUACGUUGACAACCAUGGCACACAUCACAGCAGCACCGGCAGCAUGUAUUCCAUGCGAAC
Ectocarpus siliculosus is the source of this 792-nucleotide messenger RNA. Lineage: Eukaryota; Phaeophyceae; Ectocarpales; Ectocarpaceae. The record is from the annotation of a GenBank genome assembly.